AUGGCCCCUCUCGAUGAUGUCCAGGUCGGUGACCUGGUCAACGUGCCCGGUGGCAUGUACGGAACAGUCAAAUUCUUGGGAUCGGUCGCGGGAAAGCCAGGUCGCUUCGCGGGCAUCGAACUGAGCUCCGAGCAUGCCGCUCGAGGAAAGAAUAACGGCGAUGUGGAUGGAAGGAAAUACUUUAAUACCUCUAUGGCAGGCUCGGGUAUCUUCGUGCCCAUGAACAACAGCAAGUAUGUCACACGUCGAUCUACAUCUUUAUCUGCCAGCAGCUAUGGCGGGCCUCCCACCACUCCUUCGCGGGGUCCGGCCAAUUUUAGCAAGUCAGUUGGUCCUGCCUUGACUACUCCUCGUCCAAGAAUGCGCCGUCCGUCUCUUCCACGUCCCGAAUCACCGCGUAUCGCCCCUCCCAAACUCAGCCUCGGCGGUCUGCGGACACCAUCCACCGCCUCCAAGUCAUCUAUCUCCAAUGGAUAUCCAAGAAGCCCCGUCAAGGCACCUUCUAGGUUGUCGGACCGACCUUCGUCGCGGAUUAGCAUGGAUGAUGACGCCUCGUCAUAUGGCAGACCCUCCGAUAUCUACCGACCUUCAUCAUCCGAGAUUCAAGACCUGAAGGACCAAAUUAAAAGCUUAGAAAAGCAGUUGCUGGACCGAGACAAGCAGCUGAACGAGCAAUCUAAUAUGUUGGGUGAGGUUCAGAAAACUUUGGAGGAAAUGGAGGGAAUUGAUGCCCUUUCCGUCCGCACUCAACUACGUGAAAGGAAUGAACGGAUCAAUCAAUUGACUGCUGAAUUCGAUGGCCACCGGGCAGAUUUCCGAAGCACCCUCGAUACUCUGGAGAUUGCUGCAUCCGAGACCGAGCGCGUUUACGAGCAGCGUCUCGACGAGCUCAUGCAACAGAAUAAGGAGUUGCAAGACCGUGGCGAGGAUGUGGAGAUCGUUGCGCAGCAGCUUAAGCAGUUGGAGGAGCUGGUCUCGGAGCUAGAGGAGGGACUCGAGGAUGCCAGGCGAGGAGAAGCUGAAGCCAGGGCCGAGGUUGAGUUCCUUCGGGGUGAAGUUGAGAGAACCAAGAUUGAACUAAAGAGGGAGCGUGACAAUUCGGCCACAGCGCUGAAGGACGCUCACUCUUCAUCCGACGGUAACAACAACUCGCACCAACUGGAGCAGAAGGACGACGAGAUUCGGGGUCUGAAAGCCAUCAUUCAUUCUCUGAGUCACGGAAACCCCAAUGCCAUCAACCCGAAUGAGAACGGGUUGAAUAACCAAAAUGAGCACCAAGAGCAAGUUGCUCAGCUGGAACAACGCCUGCAGGAGGUCGAGGAGAUCGCCGAGCAUAAGAACAGCCGAAUCGAGGAACUCGAGGGGCAGCUAGAAGAGCUUCGAUUGAGCUCUACUAAUGGAAAUCGCAACCGUAGCUCAACUGGUACUCUCUCGCCGCCCUCGCUGCACAGGCCUUCCAACCCGGGUAACAUCACUGCAAACGAUAUCAACCACGCACACCGUCUCUCUGAUCGUACCGUGGUCCCCAAUGACUGGCACGAUGCCCCAUCAGAGCCUCGUCAGUACCACCAGCGUGGGAUCUCUAACUCGUCCCAGCGCCGCCUGGAAUCUAUGCCCGAGUCGGAACGCUCUUCUGAUGAUGAUGCUUUAUGGUGUGAGAUCUGUGAGACUGGCGGUCACGACAUCCUCAACUGCACCAGCAUGUUUGGCCCCGGAGCUGCGAAGAAGGAGGCCCAGAAUGGGAAAGCCCCCGAGCCUUCUGCUGAGCAGCCCGCAGAGGCGCCGGAAGAUAAUCACGAGGACGCCAAGGAGAAUGACAACCACGACGAUCAUGAAGACGAUGCUCCAGCCCAGAAGACCGGCCGGGAUGUCGUCCUUGAAGGACUCAAAGGCAUUGGCGGUUUGGGAUCUUCCAUGUCCCCCAUCGCCGGUAAGUCAUCUGGAGUCAUCGACGAGUCGAAGUGGUGUGCUCUGUGUGAGCGAGAUGGUCACGAGAGCAUCGACUGUCCUUUUGAUGAAUAA
Molecule: messenger RNA, 2022 nt
Organism: Penicillium atrosanguineum
Lineage: Eukaryota; Fungi; Ascomycota; Eurotiomycetes; Eurotiales; Aspergillaceae
Product: CAP-Gly domain containing linker protein BIK1
Exons: 1
Coding region: 1-2022 (673 amino acids)
Source: RefSeq, a predicted model, not a curated record